UUUCAGGCAACUUCCUUUACCUCCCAAUUGUAGAAAGAUCAGCUCUCGUUGGUGCUGCUUUUGAAGCUUUGAUUUACAGGCUCUUUGUCUAGUCACUUCCAGAAAUUUGCGUCUGGCCGAGACUGGCAGGUGGUGUGAAGGAAAAAGUCCGAACACGCUCAUACCAACCGAGACCCAGCGAGUGUCCGGACCUUUUUUCCUACCACCUGACGGGGUACUUUUUGGAGUGUCCAGCCGAUCGUCCUGUUAGAGAAAGUGUGAAUAGCCAGAUUAUGUGACAACGAAAUAUGCGCAUGCUUACACGCCGAUGGACUACGAAAGUUCGUUACAUUUAUUUCUCAUAAUUGAAAAAGGUGUCUUGCUCUUUCUCUUCCUCUUCUGUUGUCUUCUUCUUCUUCUUCUUUUUGUCAAUUGUACUUCGAACCUCCCCCCCCUUUUUUUUUCUUCUCUCUCUCUUUACACCGGUCACGUAAGGUACGGUAAUCACCGCUGCAGAAAAGAGUGCCACCUGCAAACAUCCACUCGUGAGAUCCAUCCGACCUCCAAGUCGGUGGCCUCCAGCCUCCUUGGCUUCACCACGAGACCCCUGAUCCCUUCCGGCCAGCUGCCUUCUCUUCAACCGCCAAAGGAACCGACCCACCAGUUCCAAGGACGGUCCCACACCGCAGAUUGCGAUACCCCAGAGAAAUAAACAGGACGACCUAGGGAGCAUUCCCAAACCUUACUUCAACAGCAUCUUCGACUUUUACACAAACCAAAUCAUAUAACCUACCUUCAUCCCCGAAUACGACCGGCUCCCGCCUACCGCCCCCUCCCCGAUCGAGUGAAACCUAGCGGAAGCGAGCAGUCAACCGAAAACACACUUCACAUCUCAUAUCAUGGGCGCAAAGACGGGCCUCUUUCUCCGGGGCCUGCAGGGCCUCCUCCGCGGCAUCCAGUUCGGCUGUGCCGCCACGGUGUUGGCCCUGACCUCUUACUGGUUGGCCACCAUGGCCAACCAUGGCCUCGACAUUGACGUCCACCUGCGCGCCGUCGAGGGUAUCUCGGGCGGUAUCACCGCAUACACCCUGAUCACCAUCUUGCUACUAUGCUGCAUCCCCGGCCAGCCGUUCUUCUCUUUCAUCAUGAUGGUGGUUGACGUUUGCUGCGCUGGCGCCCUCAUCUACGUCGCUAUUCGCAACAAGAACGGCGCCAGCACGUGCGACGGCAUCGUCGACACUCCUUACGGCAAGGGAAACGCUGACACCAACGUUGUCGAUAACGGCCAUGGCGGCUUCACCGUCCUUCCUAGCUUGCACCAUGCUUGCAAGAUGGAGACGGCUUGCUUGGCGGUGUCGAUUAUCGGAUGCGUUGUCUUUAUCCUCUCCCCCUUCAUGGAAGUCGUCCUCGUCCGCCAUCGCAAGAAGGAGAAGCGCUAUGGCCCCUCGCCCGCCAACGACUACACCUCCGGCUCUGGUCGCAAGCCGGGUUUCUUCGCCAGCCUGCGUGGCAAGGGUAGCGGCCACCCCGACGCCGAUCUGAUGAACAACAAGUUGCCUGAGCACACCAGCCCUUCGGACGUCCGUGAUAGUUACACGACGGAGCAGACCCGUGUGGGCGGGAACACGGGUGCUUACGGUAGCUAUAACCCGUACAACGAGACGUCGGUCGGCCAGCAGCAGCACAGCACCACGGCGUAUAGCCCACCUCAUGCUGGUAACAACUACAACAAGUAUGAUAUGAGCUUUGGUCAGCAGCAGCAGGAUAUUGCUAUGGGGCAGUAUCCCAACAAGGGCGAUCAUGUUUAUGACCGGAGAUAAAGGAAGGGCACUGCUUUUUGAGUAAUGAGGGUUUCUGCUGGGAGAUAGCGGCAGUUUGAAGAAGAUGGGCUGGAUACAUUGAGACGAUAACCUGAUGGAGGAAAGGGACAUGAAUUGCAGCAGUACCAAGUCUCACGACUUCGACUGAGAGGGGAGCCAGACCGAGUAUAUUGGAAGCACCUCAACGGCUGGUACAAAAACGAAACAGACGGGGGAAGAAACAAACCACCUACCCGACGGACAACAACAAACUUCACGACUGCUCUCCCAAUGCGGAAAUAAUCGAAACAUGUCUCGCCAGGGCUGGAUCACCAUCCUGUGCGGAUCCGGCGUUGAUGGAAUAUAUACCAAGUCAUGUAUCAGAGUUUACGUCACACUGAUUUGAAGAAGAAGAAGAAGAAGAAGGCGAAGAAGGGUUGAGAUAAAGAGGAUUCGCAUACACACGGAACCAUAGGAAUCAAGAUACCCCGAACGGAAAGACACACCUACACGGUAUGAUGGCAUGGGUCAGGUUUUGUAAUGUACAACACUGUACACAUUCUAAACUCAGAUACUCCUGCGUAAUAUUAAUUGAUGAAGACUCAAAACUACCACCCUCGCUGGCCGUGUUUAUGUAUCUUAUUCUCUCAAUUUUUAUCUAUUAUUUUUCGCAUUGCAUGACAUCGUUGAUCGUCUUCGUUCGGU
This is a messenger RNA of Neurospora crassa OR74A, 2483 nucleotides long. RefSeq lists its product as hypothetical. The record is from RefSeq and is a predicted model, not a curated record. NCBI's taxonomy places the organism in Eukaryota, Fungi, Ascomycota, Sordariomycetes, Sordariales, Sordariaceae. The coding region runs from base 879 to 1799 and encodes 306 amino acids. The transcript is spliced from 2 exons.